Molecule: messenger RNA, 1916 nt
Organism: Dioscorea cayenensis subsp. rotundata (Guinea yam)
Lineage: Eukaryota; Viridiplantae; Streptophyta; Magnoliopsida; Dioscoreales; Dioscoreaceae
Product: acidic endochitinase-like
Exons: 2
Coding region: 273-1670 (465 amino acids)
Biological process (GO): chitin catabolic process; cell wall macromolecule catabolic process
Molecular function (GO): chitin binding; chitinase activity
Source: RefSeq, a predicted model, not a curated record
UCAAUUGGGUGAGGGUAUAUUUCUGGGAGUGUGAGUAGUGGUUGUGUGCAGGUGGUUCCAGCGCUCAUGUUUGCACGGGCCCUCUCCCAUUUGCUCCAUCGAGGAUUGUGCACGCCCCUACCUUUCUUAGCGACUAGGCCGCUCGUCUUGACAAAAAACAUAAAACAUGUAAACAAAGCAUUCAUUUAGAGUAAUUAACUUUAAAAGACAACAUUAGAGGGACAAAGACUAGUUUCCCAUACACAACCAAACACAUCAUCACCAUUACCAUCAUGUCCAUUCCUAUCUUCUCCUUCCUCCUUCUCCCCCUUUGCCAUGCCGCCAUCUUUGACAUAGUAAACCAAUGCAAUUACACUAUCUGGCCAGCUGCCAUCCCAGGCGGUGGCCGGGAACUCCUUCCCGGCCAGAACUGGACCAUCUUCGUCAACCCUCGGAUGGAUGAAGGUCGUAUCUGGGCCCGGACUGGCUGCACCUUCAACAAGUCAGGCCAUGGCCGGUGCGAGACUGGCGACUGCAACGGCCUUUUAGAAUGCCAAACUUAUGGAUCACCACCCAACACGCUCGCCGAAUUCACCCUCAACGGAUUCAACAACCUUGAUUUUAUCGACAUCUCUCUUGUUGAGGGCUUCAACGUCCCCAUAGAAUUCAGUCCAACCGCCGGUUGCAACCAUGCCAUUCAGUGCUCCACCAACAUCACCGGACAGUGCCCAGAUGAGUUGAAGACCUCUGGAGGUUGCAACAAUCCGUGCACAGUGUUUAAUACUGAUGAGUAUUGUUGUAGAUCUGGAAAUUGCAAGUCCACAAACUACUCUAAUUUCUUCAAAAGACUCUGCCCGAAUGCUUAUAGCUACCCUGUGGAUGACGAAAACAACACUUUUACUUGUGUUGGAGGGACUGAUUAUAGGGUUGUUUUCUCCCCCUUCACCAUGGCACAAAACUGCGGCUGCCCAGCAGACCUUUGCUGCAGCAAUUUCGGCUACUGUGGCACUGGUGAUCCCUACUGCGGCAACGGGUGCCAACAAGGGCCUUGCUAUAACAGCACUGGUAGCGGAAAUGUUGCUGAUAUUGUAACUCAGGAAUUUUUUGAUGGAAUUGCAAAUCAAGCAGGAGCUGGAUGUGUGGGCAAGGGCUUCUACACGCGCAAAGCUUUCCUCACCGCGACUUUGGCAUACUCCCAAUUCGGCACCACCGGUUCCGAUGAUGUGAAGAAAAGGGAGAUUGCAGCAUACUUCGCCCAUGUCACCCAUGAAACCGGACAUUUCUGCUACAUUGAUGAAAUUAAUGGAGCUAGCCAGAACUACUGCCAGGCUAGCACAGCAUAUCCAUGCAAUGCCGACAAGAAGUACUUUGGCCGUGGUCCUCUUCAGCUUACAUGGAACUACAACUACAUCGACGCCGGCAAUGCGCUCAACUUCGACGGCCUUAAUGCUCCGGAGACUGUGGGUUCCGACCGGGUUAUAUCCUUCAAGUCUUCUCUUUGGUUCUGGACAGCCAAAAAGGUGCAUGAUGCCAUAACUUCCGGUCAGGGCUUUGGAGCCACCAUCAGGAUCAUCAAUGGCGGGGUUGAGUGUGAUGGCAAGAACACAGACCAGAUGAAUGCUCGGGUUGGAUACUAUAAGGACUACUGCUCCCAGCUUGGGGUUGAUCCUGGAGAUAAUCUCACUUGUUAGAUUAUUAAUCAUACAUGGUGGUUAUAAUUAAGUGCAUGGGAGAUCAAUAGAUCAUGAGAUGCCCAAGUGUGUAAUGUAGCCAUUACACUUUGUGUGUUCAUUUGUGGCUCUAACAUGGGAUGGAGAACCGAGUGUAUUUAUAGCACUGUUACAUCUGUCCUUUUCUCUGGCUUAUCUUUUCUUGGAGCUUAUUGUAAUCCCACUCCCUGAUUAGAUCCCUACCGUUAGAUAUAACCCUGAUUAGAU